Messenger RNA from Scatophagus argus, 2089 nucleotides. RefSeq names its product pipecolic acid oxidase (gene pipox). Gene Ontology annotation, cellular component: peroxisome. Bases 79 to 1245 code for a protein of 388 amino acids. Gene Ontology annotation, molecular function: L-pipecolate oxidase activity; sarcosine oxidase activity; flavin adenine dinucleotide binding. The record is from RefSeq and is a predicted model, not a curated record. Lineage: Eukaryota; Metazoa; Chordata; Actinopteri; Scatophagidae. The transcript is spliced from 8 exons.
UUGGUUGAUUUGGUUCAGUGUAUCGAUAAGAGGUGAAGUUAAUCUGCCUGUUGCUUGUAAGUGCUAAAUAUAACCAAAAUGUCGACUGAAGGAGAGUAUGACUGCAUCGUGAUUGGGGCUGGGGUCCAGGGUUCUUUCACGGCCUAUCAACUGGCAAAAAAGAACAAGAAGACGCUUCUGCUGGAGCAGUUUAUCCUGCCACACACCCGAGGGAGCUCCCAUGGCCAGACCCGCAUCAUCCGCCGGGCCUACGAGCAGGACUUCUAUUGCCACAUAAUGGAUGAGUGCUACAAGCUGUGGGCUGAGCUGGAGAGGGAGGCAGGUGUCAAACUGUACAGACAAACAGGACUCCUGGUGAUGGGACCAGAGAAGAGUGAGAGCUACCAGAUGUAUAAGAACACCCUGCAGAAGAACAAGAUUCCGAUGGUGGUCCUGACCUCUGACAACUUCAGCCAACAUAUCCCUCAUGUCAGAUUGGCUAAGGGAGAUGGAGCGGUGGUAGACACAACUGCAGGUGUUUUGUAUGCUGAUCGUGCACUGAAGACUGUACAGGGGCUGUUUCAGAAGUUAGGUGGGGUCUUAAGAGACAACGAGAUGGUAACAGACAUCAAGCCUGGUUCUGUGGUGACAGUGUCAACCACUGCUGGUGUUUAUCGAGCCAAGAGACUGGUGAUCACCGCUGGACCUUGGGCUAAUAAACUGCUAGCCCACACUGGCUUACACUUGCCACUUGAGGUGUGGAAGAUCAACGUGUGUUACUGGAAAGAGAAGGUUCCAGGAUCAUACAACAUAAAGCAGCGUUUUCCCUGUUUCUUGUUGACUGAGGGCGAGGAGUUGACAGAGCAUGUCUAUGGCCUUCCAUCAAAUGAGUACCCAGGCCUAAUGAAGAUAUGCUACCACAGGGGUAGUAAGACAGACCCUGACCAGAGAGACAAGCAGACAGACAGGUCUGACAUUGACAUCCUUCAGCGCGUCAUUGCCCGUUGGUUUCCCGGCCUGGUCCCUGAACCUGCUGUGGUGGAGACCUGCUUGUAUACGGUCACGCCUGACUAUCAUUUUGUGCUUGACUGCCAUCCUGCCUACAGAAACAUUGUGAUUGGAGCUGGAUUCUCAGGUCAUGGCUUCAAGUUUGGACCAAUAAUUGGCAAGCUUCUGUGUGAACUCAGCCUGGGAGAAAAGCCCUCCUAUGAUCUUUCACCUUUCCGAAUUAGACGCUUCCAGGCAAAGACCAAAUCUGCUUUAUAGAGCUAUGACUGGAUACUCAGAAUCUGCUGAUCACAAGGAAGUAUUCAUUAAUUGCAGCUGCAGUAUCAUUUGAAAUUGUCAUGAUGAUUUUGCCCAGAGUUGUCGAUUCUAUCUGAUUUAAUUUUUUCUUUUGAAUGUAAACUCACACUCAUACGCUAGCAAGAAACAGCAGGUUUUGACACUGAUGCCCUCCCCUUCCUCAGCUUUCAAAUGUUAGCUUGAAAGAUUUGAGCUUGGAGGAAGGUAAUUUUAUUAUUGUUAUUGUUCAUUUCAGAAUUUGUCAGUUGGUGCUUAAAAACUGUAUUCAAAGUUACAUUCCAUUACACCAAAUGAGACAGCGAGGCAGACAGCAGCUACAGAAUGAAUGGAGAGACGGAAUGGCAUUAGUUCAAACAUAAUGUGAAUCACAGAAAUAAACCAUUAAUUUCUUAUUGGUUCACAGAGGUUACAUUCUAACACACAAAAACAAUCCCAUGGGAAUGUGCCACAUUGCUAGAUUUUGUGUGAAUUCAGUCAAAGCACAUGCUUGAUGCUGUCCACUGUGUGUAGCUCAGCCCCAUGUUCAAACAAACACAGACCUGCAGCUCAAGUCACUAAGGCAUAGAAGAGCAAGGAGGUUUAUACUGGGAAUAUCAACGACAGAAACUUACAUCAGGUUACAUGGGGAAAAGUUUGUAGAAAGCCUUGGGAAUAUAGCAUUUUUAUGGUUAAAUAUGUAUAGUUGAACAACUUUGAAUGUGUGCAUUUGAAUAAGGAACACUACUGGGAAGCUAUGGAAUGAUGUAAAAAUGCAAAAAUAAUAAUAAAAUAAAUAAUAAUGGGCUGGCCAUUGUUAACACAAUCA